UGUGGUGACACGGUGCGGGAUCCGCAGGGGCAUAGGCGGGUACCGGCGCUUCUCGGCACCCUCCGGGCAGGCAGGUGUGGGGCAAACCUGUGCCCUUGCACCCAGGCCCGGCGCCUCCUGUGUGCGCGGCCUCCUGGGCUCCUGCAGCGGUCUGCCCGCCGCAGCUCUGCAGCCCUGAGCCCUGGAGCGGUGGGAUUGCUGGAGGGACAAACGUGAAGUUCUUGCGCAAAGAGCCGUGGCUGUCAGGCAGUUCCUCUGUUCCAGCGUUCUGCCAAAGUAUCUGCAUUGCUUGAUGGGAUCAUUGAUGACCACAAAACAUUCACAGCCACAGUCGGCAUUUGCAAAAAGUCUAACUUCAACAAGUACAAACCCUCCCUAUUUUAAAGCAGCAGAAAGUACAGAAAUUCCAUCUUAUGUGACUAAAUGUCCUAGCAAUGGGCUUUGCAGUAGAUUGCCACCAGACUGUAUGACAUGCAACACAAACUAUUCCUGUGUAUAUGGGAAGAUGGCCACUUUUGAUUGCAAAGUCAAGCCAUAUGUUCAUUGUGUUGAUCAGAAUAACAACCAGCAGGAGAACUUUACAAUUAACAUGACGUGCCAGUUUUGCUGGCAGCUGGCAACAACUGAUUAUGUGUGUACUAAUUCCACAAGCUGCAUGACAGUUUCUUGUCCACGACAACGGUAUAAUGCCACCUGUACAGUACUGGAUCAUAUCCACUGCCUAGGUAACCGUGUCUUUCCUAAGAUGCUUUAUUGCAACUGGACUGGAGGUUAUAAGUGGUCUACUGCCUUGGCACUCAGCAUCACCCUUGGUGGAUUUGGUGCCGAUCGCUUCUAUUUGGGUCAGUGGCGGGAAGGUCUGGGAAAACUCUUCAGCUUUGGUGGACUUGGAAUAUGGACACUAAUUGAUGUGCUGCUGAUAGGUGUUGGCUAUGUGGGACCUGCAGAUGGUUCUCUUUAUAUUUAAAUGUGGGUGCAACAUGUUUCAGAGGGGCAUAAUUGCUUGGAAAGGGCUCUAAAUAAAACAAGUAGCGAUUUCAGCCAUUAAGAACAGCUGUUCUUUUUCUGUGUAUAUGUUUAAUGUACAGUGUCUGUACUUAGUUUGCCUUGAACUAAGGUAAAAUAAAAGAAUGGAUCAAUGA
This is a messenger RNA of Calypte anna (Anna's hummingbird), 1142 nucleotides long. It is a transcript of the gene TM2D3, whose product is annotated as TM2 domain containing 3. The transcript has 6 exons. The record is from RefSeq and is a predicted model, not a curated record. NCBI's taxonomy places the organism in Eukaryota, Metazoa, Chordata, Aves, Apodiformes, Trochilidae. Bases 293 to 967 code for a protein of 224 amino acids.